Molecule: messenger RNA, 2019 nt
Organism: Phoenix dactylifera (date palm)
Lineage: Eukaryota; Viridiplantae; Streptophyta; Magnoliopsida; Arecales; Arecaceae
Source: RefSeq, a predicted model, not a curated record
CUCCCCACUGGGGGCCCUUAACCCUAGUCGGCUCGUCUCCCUCCCUCCCUCCCUCCCUCUCUCUCGCCAUGGCCUCCUCUUCUUCUUCCACUCCCCUUCCUAAUGGACCACUAAAGAUAGCCAUCAUAGGCUUCGGCCCUUUCGCACAAUUUCUAGCGAAGACAUUCGUCAAGCAAGGCCACAUCCUGACAGCCACGUCUCGGUCCGAUUAUUCCCUCCUCUGCUCCCAAUUGGGCAUCACUUUCUUCAGGGAUAUGGAUGACUUGAUGGAGGCAGGUGGCCAGGUGAUACUUCUGUGCACAUCCAUCCUAUCCUUGGGUGAUGUCAUCCGGUCGAUCCCCAUGGGUCGUCUCAGAAUGCCUCUGCUAUUCGUGGAUGUGCUAUCCGUGAAGGAAUACCCAAGAGACCUCCUUCUACGGGUACUACCUGAAGAGUCUGAUGUGCUUUGCACCCACCCCAUGUUCGGCCCGGAGAGUGGAAAAGAAGGGUGGAAUGGGCUGCCUUUGGUUUAUGAGAAAGUCCGCAUAAGGGACCAUGCUCUUUGUGACAACUAUUUGGGCAUAUUCCAAGCUGAGGGCUGCAGAAUGGUGGAAAUGUCGUGCCAAGAGCAUGACGAGAUGGCAGCCAAGAGCCAAUUCUUGGCUCACACCUUUGGCAGGAUAUUGGCAGAGAUGGGAAUCAAGCCCACACCAAUGGACACAAAAGGCUUCCAAGCACUUCUUCAACUGAGAGACAACACCACGAAGGAUAGCUUUGAUUUGUACUGCGGGCUGUUCGUACGUAAUAAGUUUGCGAGACAGGAACUGGACAAGCUGGAUCUUGCCUUCAAGGCUGUGAGAGAGAAGCUGCUGGAGAGAACAAAAGACGUGGAACUCCAUUAAUGGACUAAUGAUUGGCUUGCCAAUAUACAUAGAGAUCAAGAUGGCGGUAUCUCCAUUAAUCAUAUCCUUCUGUCAUUUAUUUUCUCAACAUCCACGAUGGGAUUUUCUUUCUUUCUUUCUUUCUUUCUUUUUAUUAACAAGCUUCAGUCUUCCGUAGAUUUGUUUUAACAAUCAUCAGUGCAAAUCCAGUAGGAUAACGUGAAUUUGUAAAAAAUUCCUGUGCCAAUACUAUAUAUUUGCUGGAGAUGAAACAUUAUCAUUAGUUCUACUUUGGUUGAGCAUCAAAACUUAAGAGACAAAUUAUGCAGAUUUUGUCAAAAAUAUUUUGUUAGGGGGUCAGGUUUAGAUCUUUCUGAAAUUAAAGUGUCGACAGGGAAAAUCAGAACAUGAAUGGUGUGGUUUGAGAUCAGAAAAAGUAAAAUGGCAAUCUGUGCCAUCAUAUUCUUUUUUAUUGCCUUUAAAAUUGGCGGUCAUCCUUGAUUUGCUCAAAAUUUUCUGCCAUCCUCCAAGAAUAAGGACUCUCAAUUGUAUAUGAUCGUUAGAACAACUACAUUUUCUUUAAAGAUAAUUGUGAACAUCUAUUACUGUUACUCGCAUAGGAAUAUAUACACGGUAUAGCUAUAAUCAUGUCCUAAAAUCAAGCUAACUAAACUGUACAAUAGUAAACACAUAGACAAAGAUAGCAACAAGCUGAUUUGGUAAAUCUCAUUUAUUGAUGUGCGUGAUUAUCAUUGUCAUGAGCUGUUUUCUUAUUACUCUUUACAUCUUGGCAAGCUGGAAUGAAAGCACUGUAAACAUGUCCUUGUUUUUUUCCUUCAUUUUUGAAAAAAAUUUGAAGUUGCAUGCAGCUCUGAUCAUAAUUCGCGGCGAAGACCUUCUUGAGGGAUUUAUUACUUGCAAAUGAGAACUUUCAACUGACUGACAAUAAGUUUCCUAUAUGAUUAUUUUCACUUUGGUUGAGAUCUAUUUCGGUAGAAAUGUCAAAAGCUCAAUAAGCCAUCUCACUAACAUCCUAUGAGACUCUUCCCAGAUUGACCGGCUGCAAGUUUGCAACUGGGACAUAAAUUUUGAUUGCAAGGAAGAAAUCUGCUAAAUGUUUGGCAAUCAUUGCUCGUUUAUACUAAGAUCCUAUUCCUAA